UGUGCUGGGAUGUGAUCACUUUACCCGUGAUUCGAAAUUUAAACACAUGCUACUUCUAUAUUCAUUCUGCUUUCCCGAGGCCCUAAACACCGUGCGCUUCAACAAUUCCCCACCGGCGAAUCCAGAUCAACGUUUCAAGCGCUCACUUGCUUAUACUGCAAUCCUGCGGCGUGGACACGAGGGAAAGCUUAAAUCUCGCUCACACUUUUUCUCCCUCAGUUAUUUGUUAUAACGGGUAGCUUCUCAACCACGUCUGCGCCGUCUUACUAAAAGUCUGCUUAUAGGUUAAUAUGGCAAAAAUCCUCCAAGCUGUCAGCGUUGUGAAAUCUUUGAGACAAGGAUGCGUGUUAGGCAGAAAAGUGGGGAACGCGGGCUGCCUGAGACUUCACACUGCAAAACUUUUUAGUGUCAAGACCCAGACAGCCCACCUGGUCUUGGAGGAUGGCACCAGGAUGAAAGGGAUUUCUUUUGGGCAUGAUGCCUCUGUAGCUGGAGAGCUGGUCUUCAAUACUGGUCUUGUGGGGUAUCCCGAGGCCCUGACUGACCCAAGUUAUAGAGGUCAAAUACUGACGCUGACAUAUCCAAUUGUAGGGAACUAUGGUGUGCCGAAUACAGAGGAACUGGAUGAGCUAGGCCUGAGAAAACAUGUAGAGUCAGAACGCAUUCAGGUAUCUGGUCUACUGGUUCAAGACUACAGCCACGAGUACAGCCACUGGAACUCUGUCAAGUCUCUGGGUCAUUGGCUGCAAGAAGAGAAGGUUCCUGCGCUGUUUGGGAUAGACACCAGGAUGCUGACCAAAGUCAUCAGAGAUAAGGGAACAGUUUUGGGGAAGAUUGAAUUUGAUGGUCAGCCUGUUGACAUAACUGACCCCAAUCAGAAAAACCUAGUAGCAGAAGUUUCAACCAAGGAAGUCAGAGUUUUUGGAAAAGGCAACCCAAUUAAAGUGGUGGCUGUCGACUGUGGCAUUAAACAUAACAUAAUUCGACUGCUGGUUAAGCGAGGUGCAGAAGUCCACCUAGUGCCGUGGGACCAGGACUUGCUUAGUCUAGACUAUGAUGGCCUGUUCAUAUCUAAUGGACCAGGAGAUCCAUCUCUGGCCAAGACACUCAUCAAUAAUGUGCACAAGGUGCUGGAGAGCGAUCGUCCCCAGCCAGUAUUUGGUAUCUGUAUGGGCAAUCAGAUCACUGCCCUGGCUGCAGGAGCCAAGUCAUACAAACUACCUAUGGGCAACAGAGGCCAGAACCAGCCGGUGUUGAAUGUGAUGACGGGCCAGGCCUUCAUUACCGCACAGAACCACGGUUAUGGCAUAGACAGCGAGUCCCUGCCCCCAGGGUGGGGCCCGCUUUUCAUCAACGCAAAUGAUGGCACCAAUGAGGGGAUCAUGCACAGCACUAAACCUGUUUUCACAGCCCAGUUUCACCCCGAGGCUAAGGGCGGUCCCACGGACACAGAGUUUCUCUUUGAUGUCUUUUUGUCCUUGAUCAAAAAAGGAAAGAAUACCAGCAUAGCGUCAGUCAUGCCCAUAAAGCCCAGCAUCCCUCCCAGGGCCCAGGUUUCAAAGGUGCUUGUACUGGGUUCUGGUGGCCUCUCUAUUGGUCAGGCUGGUGAGUUUGACUACUCUGGAUCUCAAGCCAUCAAGGCCAUGAAGGAGGAAAACCUGAAGACGGUGCUCAUGAAUCCAAACAUAGCCUCUGUUCAGACCAAUGAAGUGGGCUCCAAGCAGGCUGACUCAGUCUACUUCCUGCCUGUCACGCCAGAAUUUGUAACUGAGGUCAUCAAGACCGAGCGUCCAGACGGCAUCCUGCUCUCGAUGGGUGGACAAACUGCACUCAACUGUGGGGUAGAAUUAUUCCAGCGUGGCAUCUUGGACCAGUACGGGGUGAAAGUCCUUGGAACCCCUGUGGAGUCCAUAAUGGCAACAGAGGACAGGCAGCUUUUUGCUGACAAACUAAUGGAGAUCAAUGAGAAAAUUGCACCUAGUAUUGCUGUUGAGUCGGUGUCUGAUGCAUUACGAGCAGCAGAGCAGAUAGGCUACCCAGUGAUGUUGCGAUCGGCCUACGCUCUGGGGGGUCUGGGCUCUGGUCUGUGUGCCAAUAAAGAAAAGCUGGAGGAAACUGCCCAGAAGGCUCUGGCCAUGAGCAAUCAAAUCCUUGUGGAAAAGUCUUUGCUUGGCUGGAAAGAGGUGGAAUACGAGGUGGUACGAGACGUUGCUGAUAACUGUGUCACCGUCUGCAACAUGGAGAACUUCGAUCCACUGGGCAUCCACACAGGUGACUCCAUUGUGGUGGCACCAAGCCAGACAUUAUCCAAUGAGGAGUACCAUAUGCUCCGUGAAACUGCCAUCAAGGUGGUACGUCACCUUGGCAUUGUUGGCGAAUGCAACAUCCAGUAUGCCUUACACCCAUCUUCUUUGGAGUACUGCAUUAUUGAGGUGAAUGCACGGCUAUCGAGAAGCUCAGCUCUGGCAUCCAAAGCAACUGGUUAUCCCUUGGCAUUUGUUGCUGCUAAGCUGGCUCUGGGAAUCCCCCUGCCUGAGAUCAGGAAUGCUGUAUCAGAGAAGACCACAGCCUGCUUUGAGCCCAGUUUAGACUACAUCGUCACCAAGAUUCCUCGCUGGGACCUCGACCGCUUUCACGGCAUGUCUCAUGAAAUAGGCAGUGCCAUGAAGAGUGUAGGAGAGGUGAUGGCAAUAGGCCGUACGUUUGAGGAGAGUAUGCAGAAGGCCUUAAGGAUGUGUCAUCCAUCAGUAGAUGGCUUUGUGCCCCAGCUGCCACUCAAGAAGCCGUGGUCCAACACCCACGAUCUAGAACAGGAGCUGGCUGUGCCCUCCAGCACCCGCAUCUUCUCCCUCGCCAAGGCCCUCUACAGUGGCACGAUGAGUGUUGAUCAGAUCCACCAGCUGACAGCCAUAGACAAGUGGUUCCUCCACAAACUUCAUGGAAUAACAAAAGUGGAGCAACAUCUUGCAAACUACAAAAGUGGCACAGUCCCCAAGGGGAUGUUGCUAAAGGCCAAGCAGGACGGCUUCUCAGACCGGCAGGUUGGUCAGAUUCUGGGCUGCAAUGAGGGAGUAGCAAGAGAGCUGAGGCUCAAUUAUGGCAUCAGACCUUGGGUCAAACAGAUUGACACUUUGGCAGCAGAGUACCCAGCAAUGACCAACUACCUGUAUUGUACAUACCACGGUCAGGAGCACGAUCUGGACUUUAAAGACCAGGGAAUUAUGGUUCUUGGUUGUGGACCCUACCACAUAGGCAGCAGUGUUGAGUUUGACUGGUGUGCGGUGUCCAGCAUCAGAGCCUUGAGACAAAUGGGCAAGAAGACGAUUGUAGUAAACCACAACCCAGAGACGGUCAGCACAGACUUCGAUGAGUGUGAUCGCCUUUACUUUGAAGAGCUGACCCUGGAACGCAUUCUGGAUAUCACCCAGCAGGAGGGUUGCUCUGGCUGCAUCGUAUCAGUGGGAGGUCAGAUUCCUAACAACCUAGCCGUCCCCUUGCACAUGAGUGGGGUGAAGAUUCUCGGGACGAGCCCCCUGCAGAUCGACCGAGCUGAAGAGCGCUCUGUCUUCUCCAGUAUCCUGGAUGACCUCGAGGUUGCCCAAGCCCCAUGGAGGGCCCUGAGCUCCCUGGAAGACGCGUUUGCCUUCGCUAACCAGGUGGGGUACCCCUGUCUGCUGAGGCCCUCCUAUGUUCUGAGUGGCUCUGCUAUGAACGUUGUGUACGGUGAAGAGGAGAUGAAACGCUUCUUGGAAGAGGCUGCACACGUGUCCCAGGAGCAUCCAGUUGUCAUCACCAAAUUCAUACGUGGUGCCAGGGAGGUGGAGGUAGAUGCCGUGGCCAAGAAUGGCAAGGUUUUGGUUCAUGCCAUAACAGAGCAUGUGGAAGAUGCCGGGGUGCACUCUGGAGAUGCAACCUUGACACUGCCAACCCAGACCAUUAGCCAAGGUGCACUGGAAAAGGUUAAAAUUGCCACCCGAAAAAUUGCACACGCAUUUGAAAUUUCUGGGCCAUUUAACACUCAAUUUCUGGUUAAAGGCAAUGAUGUCAUGGUGAUCGAAUGCAAUCUGCGGGCGUCACGCUCCUUCCCUUUUGUAUCCAAAACAAUUGGUGUCGACUUUAUCAACGUGGCAACCAAAGUGAUGGUGGGAGAGCCUUUGGAUGAGGCCAGCCUUCCCUCGCUCGAGACACCCAUCAUUCCCGUGGACUACGUUGGAAUCAAAGCACCCAUGUUCUCCUGGCCACGACUGAGAGAUGCAGACCCUGUGCUUCGCUGUGAGAUGGCUUCCACUGGAGAAGUAGCUUGUUUUGGACCAAACAUUUACUCGGCCUUCCUAAAAGCUAUGCUGUCCACAGGCUUUAAGUUGCCUCAGAAGGGCAUCCUGAUUGGGAUUCAGCAUUCGUUCCGACCCAGUUUCCUGGCUACAGCAAACCAGCUGAAAGACGAAGGCUUCAAGCUCUAUGCUACUGAAGCCACUUCUGCUUGGUUGUGUGCCAAUGACGUUCCUGCCAUUCCAGUAGCCUGGCCCACUGGGAUGGGUGGAGACAACAGCUUGCCCAGUAUUAAGAGACUGAUCAGUGAGGGUCAUAUUGACCUGGUGGUCAACUUGCCCAAUAACAAUACUCGCCACGUGAAGGAUAACUUCCUCAUCCGUAGAAUGGCCAUUGACCACGGAGUUCCACUCAUUACCAAUUUUCAGGUGGUAAAGCUAUUUGCUGAGGCUAUCCACUAUGCAGCUCAGCUGGACACUACAAGUCUAUUCCACUACCGGCAGAAAGAAAGCCAACAAAGAGGGUCUAGCCAGCAGGGUUAGAAUUUCCUCCCCAGUUGCAAAACAGCAAUAUUAAGUGAGAGCAAUAUUUUGUACUAUUUUCUUAUAACACUUGGAACCAAGCUUUCCACAUUAAUGGGGAAAUAAGCCCAUUUUAAAUAAACCAGAAUUCUCCUAAAGUCAGGGCUUUUACAAUAAUUAAACUCUGCCUUUCCCAAAAGGUCAAACGGGUCAUUAGAAUAAAUGUUCCGAACAGGGAAAGAGAUGAGUGUCGUACUGGAUUAGGAUAAACAUCAGCCAUCUAGUUUCUUCAUAACCUGGCAAUCCAAAAACUGUUAAUAUUAAUAGCUAGCAAGCUAAAAAGCAUUAUAGAACUAAUUACUAAUAAUUAAAGCCCUUUCGUUGGAGCGCAAAACCAAUUCUAAAGGGUGACUUAUAAAGGGGUACCAGAGAAGGUAAUUACACUGGAUUUUCAAUUAUGUAAAUCCCUAAGGAGAGUUUAUUUUCUUUUGUUGUUUCAUUUAUGGCUCUCGCUGGAUGUAAUGAAAUGAAAAUUUUCAAUUUCUCAGCUCCCCUCAGUCAAUUUUAAUGCUACUGGCUUGGCCAAAAGACUUUACUAAUUUGCUCUUGUUGAGGUAUUUUCUUGUAGUUUGGAUGGUGUUAAAAAUGUACUGUAUGUAAAGCAUGUACUAUAUCCAUAACUUUCAACACAAGUGUAGAUAAACAAACUGAAAUAAUAGACUUUCCCCCUUUUUGGUAAGAAAGCACUGUUAUUUUCAAGGGCAUCGGUCUGGAACACAAACGUUGAAGUUUGAAGAUGAUGGCAACCUCUCUGUUUAUAUAUUUGGAUUGAUCUCUGUAUAUACCAUAUGUUUCAAAUUCAGUCUGCAUGUGAACCUGCUGUGCAUUUUAAUGCAUCAAAGUGAAAACGCAUUCAACCAGACGUUGUGUUGAAAUAAUAGUCUCAUAUUUUGUUACUUGCUUUUGCUUUUGGUAAUAGUUGUUUUAACAAUCAGUGAAACACAAUAAAGACCUAUUUCGCAUAAUGGAUGCUCUUUGUGUUGGUGUUUUUCAAAGCGGUUGUGAUGGUCAGGCAUUAAAAUGACUGUCACCCUAACAUCAGUGUAGAUGCUUUUAAGAGCCCCAUCGCAUACAGACGCACACAAAAAUUAAUUUGGCACUAGAAUGUCGAAUUGACAAAGAGUAACAAUGGCAACAGUUAAUUCUAAGGCCAGUUGUCAGCUUGUGAUCAG
Molecule: messenger RNA, 6022 nt
Organism: Oreochromis aureus
Lineage: Eukaryota; Metazoa; Chordata; Actinopteri; Cichliformes; Cichlidae
Gene: cps1
Product: carbamoyl-phosphate synthase 1, mitochondrial
Exons: 39
Coding region: 291-4811 (1506 amino acids)
Biological process (GO): 'de novo' pyrimidine nucleobase biosynthetic process; L-glutamine metabolic process
Cellular component (GO): cytoplasm
Molecular function (GO): carbamoyl-phosphate synthase (glutamine-hydrolyzing) activity; metal ion binding; ATP binding
Source: RefSeq, a predicted model, not a curated record